UUCCCUGAAACAGCGUGUUUCGACAUGGCUAUCCGCUACUCUACUGGCUAGAACAUGUCUGCACCGAAAAUCUGGCCUAUUUGUCAAAAUCCUCGCUUGCAAGCCCUUCUCUGAGUUGACGUCGCUGCUUCAUCCUUGCGGUCUCAUCGGAGCGGAUUCUCACACUAUAUCGCCGUUUGCCGCACCCUUUUCUUCUGAAGUGUCCGAACUGCAGUUGCCAGUUCAGAUUGUGCUGGAUCCAUCUCAUGCAGCACCAGAGCACACGCACAAACGCCCUGCUCAAGCGCAAAUGCAAGGGCUCUGCGCAGCAUCAUAGCGCACUCGUGAUCACCGUCAUAAACUGAAGCCCCAAUCCACACUGCCCAGUGCAUAGGGAUCCUCUUCCAACUCUACCGCGACAGUAUCGCAUAUAGUCACGGCAGACGGACUGAGCCAUGAGAAACAUCUCCUGUAGUGAUACGCUCGAGAUUGUCGUCGAUAUUCUUGCGCAUGGCACCGUUAGUCUCGGCGUUGAAGUGCGGUGAGUCGAGGAAUGAUGCCGUGACGGCACGCUUUCUUUGGCGAAGGAUGCGACACGUUAGGGGUAUAUCGUUCGAAAGCAACUCCAGGAUGGGAUCUGGGAAAAACGAGGCUGACAUCAGUUUAGCCGGGCAUAGUCUGGGAGGGGGCAUGAGCAGAUGGGACGUUCAAAUACAUGUUAAAGUUGAACUACAAGAUGGAGGACGUAGACUGGACCUCAACCUCUCAGGCACGCGGGCGAGCUGUCAUCCAUUCCGCCAUAUCUAAGUUGCAGUUGAUGGAGUUAGCACUUUCGGCCGCAUAUGCUUCAGUCGAGACACAGAAAUGGACAGCGAAAAUUUCCCUUGUGAAUGAAUAUUCGGGCUUCAAUAUGGUCAAUUGAGCGGUGAACAUCGAGGUAGUCGUCGACAGAGGGUCGGCCGCUUCCCAUCACUUGAUGCGGCCGAACAGCCACAAGCCCAGUCCGCAAUUUGCGCAGCUCCAACUCUCUCCCUCACCUUGCUUGCACUUGGUUGCUUCUCUGUCAGCGGACCCAAUCACACUCCCGCGCGCAUCCUACUCCCCGAACUCCGACCAUGGCCGCCUACUUCUUCGCCUCCCCAGUUGACGUGGACAUCAAACUCGAAGGCGAGGACCAACGGAAACAGGUAGAGACGAAGAGCGAGAAGGAGAAGACGGUAUCUUGUCCGGUAUACUACGACGGAGAGUCGGUCAGCGGGCAGGUCUCCAUACGAGUGCGGGAUGGGAAGAAGAUGCAGCACGACGGGAUCAAGGUCGAGUUCGUCGGCAGUAUUGAACUAUUCUAUGACCGUGGUCAUCAUCACGAAUUCCUAUCGCUAUCUCAGGAACUUGCGGCACCAGGCGAGAUGCGACAAGCACAGACGUUCGACUUCAACUUCAAGAAUGUAGAGAAACAGUUCGAGAGCUAUCACGGUAUCAACGUGAAGUUAAGAUAUUUCAUACGCGUGUCUCUUUCGCGGCGCAUGGCAGACGUUUCCAAGGAGAGAGAUCUAUGGGUGCACUCCUUCCGACCACCUGCAGACACAAAUGCGACGAUUAAGAUGGAGGUCGGGAUCGAGGAUUGCUUGCAUAUCGAGUUCGAGUACAACAAAUCCAAGUACCACCUCAAAGAUGUUAUUGUGGGCAAGAUCUACUUCCUGCUCGUUCGUAUCAAGAUCAAGCACAUGGAGCUCUCCAUUAUACGGCGAGAGACGACGGGCUCGCCUCCAAACCAAUACAAUGAGAGCGAGACCAUCACCAAAUUCGAGAUCAUGGAUGGCGCGCCUGUGCGAGUCCCACCAGGCGAAACCAUCCCAAUCCGACUUUUCCUUGGGGGUUUCGACUUGACGCCGACGUUCCGGGACAUUAACAAGAAGUUCAGCGUCCGGUAUUAUCUGAAUUUGGUACUCAUUGACGAGGAGAACCGGAGGUACUUCAAACAACAGGUAACGCACCCCUUCGAUUUAUCCGUUUGUGAAUAUCGCCUCAUUUUGUGUCCGGUCCUUGAAGGAGAUCACCAUUGUCAGGAUACCAGAGAAUUGAUCCUUUUGGCAUAUUCUGUUCGACCGACAUCCCUUGCGGGCGACGAAGUCGUCGGCAAUGACCCACAUGUUCUUGCCGCCCAAUGCACCGACUUCCCGGUCUAA
Molecule: messenger RNA, 2165 nt
Organism: Mycena citricolor
Lineage: Eukaryota; Fungi; Basidiomycota; Agaricomycetes; Agaricales; Mycenaceae
Source: the annotation of a GenBank genome assembly